UAAGACAGGGAAGCAGAUGGGCAUAUUUAUACCUCCUCUGAAAAACAAGCAAGCUGCAGCUCCGGCAAACAUGGGGGUUCAAGACAACAGAGGAAAAAGAAAACACUGAGGCUGGGAACUUUUGGGGGCUUCAGGAAGACCAAAAACCUCCCUCGGGGCACAUCGGAUCAGGCAGAAUUGGAAAUCUUUGGCAUUUAUUAGUUCCAUACUGGGCCGAAUACACCUUGAACUGAAGGAGGCAGUUAAGGGGUGAAAAACCCAGGGUAUCUAAACUCUGAAGAGACAAAGGAGAGCACUCAUGCCAGGCUCAGGAGGAGCAGAGUGAGUGAAACAGCUGCUUCUGCACACCCAAAGGGAGAAGAUUUCUCCACGGCCAUCCUAAAACAGAAACACAGACCCAACAGGCUCAUUGUGGAUGAAGCUCUCAAUGAAGACAGCAGCAUUGUCAGCCUGUCACAGAAUAAGACGGAGGAGCUGCAGCUCUUCCGGGGGGACACAGUGGUGUUGAGAGGGAGGAAACGGCGGCAGACAGUGUGCAUCGUCCUGACAGAUGAGACCUGUGGAGAUGAACGGAUUCGGAUGAAUCGUGUGACGCGCAACAACCUGCGUGUCCGGCUUGGUGAUGUGAUCAGCAUCCAUGCGUGUCCUGAUAUCAAAUAUGGGAAGAAGAUCCACGUCCUCCCCAUAGAUGACACCAUUGAGGGCCUUACAGGGAACCUUUUUGAGGUUUUCCUUAAACCCUACUUUCUGGAGGCUUAUCGGCCCAUUCACAAAGGUGACAUCUUUCUGGUGAGGGGGAGCAUGCGGGCAGUGGAGUUCAAGGUGGUGGAGACGGACCCCAGUCCUCACUGUAUCGUUGCCCCGGACACUUUCCUCUACUGUGAGGGGCAGCCGAUCAAAAGAGAGGACGAAGAGGAGAAUCUUAAUGACAUCGGCUACGACGACAUCGGAGGCUGUCGGAAGCAACUUGCUCAGAUCAAGGAGAUGGUUGAGCUUCCUCUCAGACACCCAGGACUUUUCAAGGCUAUUGGAGUGAAGCCCCCCCGAGGUAUCCUGUUGUACGGCCCUGCAGGUACAGGAAAAACCCUGGUGGCUCGAGCUGUAGCCAAUGAAACCGGUGCCUUCUUCUUCCUCAUUAAUGGCCCUGAGAUCAUGAGUAAACUGGCAGGAGAGUCAGAGAGCAACCUAAGGAAGGCGUUUGAGGAGGCGGAGAACAACGCUCCAGCCAUCAUCUUCAUCGAUGAGCUGGAUGCCAUCGCUCCCAAGAGAGAGAAAACUCACGGUGAAGUGGAGAGGCGUAUAGUUUCUCAGCUCUUGACCCUGAUGGAUGGCUUGAAGCAAAGAGCUCAUGUGGUUGUCAUGGCAGCAACAAACCGACCAAACAGCAUAGACCCUGCUCUGAGACGCUUUGGCAGGUUCGACCGUGAGAUUGACAUUGGAAUCCCAGAUUCAACUGGCAGACUGGAGAUCCUGCAGAUCCACACGAAAAACAUGAAACUGUCUGAUGACGUGGAUCUGGAGAGGAUUGCCACAGAGACUCACGGCCACGUUGGUGCUGACUUGGCCGCCUUGUGCUCAGAAGCUGCUCUGCAAGCGAUCCGCAAGAAGAUGACCCUCAUAGAUCUGGAGGACGAAUCCAUCGAUGCUGACCUGCUCAACUCCCUGGCUGUCACCAUGGAUGACUUCCAAUGGGCACUGAGUCAGAGCAAUCCAUCGGCUCUCAGAGAGACGGUUGCCGAGGUGCCUCAAGUCAGCUGGGAGGACAUCGGAGGCCUGGACGAAGUCAAGAGAGAACUGCAAGAGCUCGUCCAGUACCCAGUUGAGUAUCCUGACAAGUUCCUGAAGUUUGGGAUGACGCCAUCUCGUGGAGUGUUGUUCUACGGCCCUCCAGGCUGCGGGAAAACCCUGCUGGCUAAAGCCAUCGCCAAUGAAUGCCAGGCAAACUUUGUCUCUAUCAAAGGACCCGAGAUGCUCACCAUGUGGUUUGGAGAAUCCGAAGCCAAUGUCAGGGAUGUGUUCGAUAAGGCCAGACAGGCAGCUCCCUGCAUCUUGUUUUUCGAUGAGUUAGACUCCAUCGCCAAAUCCAGAGGUGGCGGGGCUGGAGACGCAGGUGGUGCAGCCGACAGAGUCAUCAACCAGAUCCUCACAGAGAUGGAUGGCAUGUCUGACAAGAAGAAUGUUUUCAUCAUUGGUGCCACAAACAGACCUGAUAUCAUAGACGCAGCUAUCCUACGGCCGGGUCGCCUGGACCAGCUCAUCUACAUCCCACUGCCCGACAAACCGUCUCGUAGAGCAAUUCUAAACGCCAACCUACGCAAGUCCCCUGUUGCACGAGAUGUGGAUCUGGAAUACUUGUCUGGCAUCACAGAUGGCUUCUCCGGAGCUGACCUGACAGAGAUCUGUCAGCGGGCCUGUAAGCUGGCCAUCCGCGAGUCCAUCGAGGCUGAGAUCAAGGCUGAACGUCAGCGGCAGAACAGACCAGGAAUCCCCAUGGAUGAGGACUUUGAUCCAGUCCCGGAGAUCAGGAAGGACCACUUUGAAGAAGCAAUGCGAUUUGCUCGUCGCUCUGUUAGUGACAAUGACAUCCGCAAAUAUGAGAUGUUUGCUCAAACUUUGCAGCAGAGUCGAGGUUUUGGAAACUUCAGGUUCCCUUCUGCCACUGGUACCCGGUCUGGAAAUCAGGGGUCAGAGUCCGGAUCGGGGAGGCCUGGUCUGUUCAGAGAAGAAGGCGAUGACGAUCUCUAUCAGUGACAAAAGCGGCACAAUGUUGUCCCCAUUGUGCUUUGCUUCUUCUGAGGAAUGGAAACAGUUGAAUAAGGAAGUGGAAAUGACAGGAUGAACAGAAAACAGAGGGAAAUGAAAGUAAAAUUAGGGCAUCUUUUUUUUAACCCUUUAAGACCCACCAUUGCUUUACAUCAAAAUAACCCUGAUAUCCCAAAUUUUAAUAAUAUGUAUUGACUUAUGUCUUAACUACUACAAAAAAUUGCUUAAAAGUGCAAUAAACCUAAAAAAAAUGAAAA
Messenger RNA from Amphiprion ocellaris (clown anemonefish), 3020 nucleotides. RefSeq names its product zgc:136908. Gene Ontology annotation, biological process: mitotic spindle disassembly; retrograde protein transport, ER to cytosol; autophagosome maturation. Lineage: Eukaryota; Metazoa; Chordata; Actinopteri; Pomacentridae. Bases 580 to 2751 code for a protein of 723 amino acids. The transcript is spliced from 18 exons. Gene Ontology annotation, molecular function: ATP hydrolysis activity; ATP binding; polyubiquitin modification-dependent protein binding. Gene Ontology annotation, cellular component: cytosol; VCP-NPL4-UFD1 AAA ATPase complex; nucleus. The record is from RefSeq and is a predicted model, not a curated record.